UAUUCUGUAGAUGCAGAGAAAAUCACCAACUUGUUACAGUUGCCACAAUAUUUUGAUUUGGAAAUCUACACAACAGGGAGAUUAGAAAAGCAUUUGGAUGCCUUAUUACGACAGAUCCGGGAUAUUGUAGAAAAGCACACAGACACUGAUGUUUUGGAAGCUUGUUCUAGAACUUACCAUGCCCUCUGCAAUGAGGAGUUCACCAUCUUUAACAGAGUAGAUAUUGCAAGAAGCCAGCUAAUAGAUGAACUAGCUGAUAAAUUCAACCGGCUUCUUGAAGAUUUUCUGCAGGAGGGCGAAGAACCUGAUGAAGAUGAUGCAUAUCAGGUCUUAUCAACAUUAAAACGAAUUUCUGCUUUUCACAAUGCACAUGACCUGUCAAGGUGGGACUUGUUUAGUUGUAACUACAAGUUACUAAAAACAGGCAUUGAGAAUGGAGAUAUGCCUGAACAGAUAGUUAUUCACGCACUGCAGUGUACUCACUAUGUAAUCCUCUGGCAGCUAGCAAAAGUAGCUGAGAGCAGUUCUACAAAGGAGGACCUUCUACGCUUAAAGAAACAGAUGAGAGUUUUUUGUCAAAUCUGUCAGCACUACCUUACCAAUGUAAAUACUGCUGUUAAAGAACAGGCCUUCACUAUUUUGUGCGAUGUGUUAAUGAUCUUCAGCCAUCAGAUCAUGUCAGGAGGACGUGACAUGUUAGAGCCAUUAGUUUACACUCCCGAUUCUUCCUUACAGUCUGAACUCCUGAGUUUUAUUCUUGAUCAUGUCUUUAUUGACCAGGAUGACGAUAGCAACAGCGCAGAUGGACAGCAGGAUGAUGAAGCUAGUAAGAUAGAAGCUUUGCACAAAAGAAGAAAUUUGCUUGCGGCUUUUUGUAAACUUAUUGUGUAUACCGUGGUGGAAAUGAACACUGCUGCAGAUAUUUUUAAGCAAUAUAUGAAGUAUUACAACGACUACGGAGAUAUCAUCAAAGAAACAAUGAGUAAAACGAGGCAAAUAGACAAAAUUCAGUGUGCAAAGACCUUGAUUCUCAGUUUACAGCAGCUUUUCAAUGAGAUGAUCCAAGAAAAUGGAUAUAAUUUUGAUAGAUCGUCGCCAUCUUUCAGUGGUAUUAAGGAACUGGCUCGGCGCUUUGCUUUAACAUUUGGGCUCGAUCAGCUGAAAACAAGAGAAGCCAUUGCUAUGUUACACAAAGAUGGUAUAGAGUUUGCUUUUAAAGAGCCCAACCCACAAGGAGAAAGCCAUCCACCUUUAAAUAUGGCAUUUCUUGAUAUAUUGAGUGAAUUCUCUUCCAAACUUCUCAGGCAAGACAAAAAAACAGUGUAUGCUUAUCUGGAGAAGUUCAUGACCUUUCAGAUGUCUCUUCGAAGAGAAGAUGUGUGGCUCCCACUCAUGUCUUACAGGAAUUCUUUGCUAGCUGGGGGAGAUGACGACACAAUGUCAGUCAUCAGUGGGAUUAGCAAUCGAGGGUCUACAGUAAGGAACAAGAAGACAAAACCAGCCACAGGGAAGCGGAAACUUCCUGAAGCUGAGGAAAGCAGCAGCAGCGACAGCAUGUGGAUGAACAGGGAGCAGAGCAUGCACACGCCCAUCAUGCUGCAGGCGCCGCAGCUCACCUCCACCAUCAUGAGGGAGCCCAAACGAUUGAGGCCGGAAGAGAACUACAUGGGCGUCUACCCCAUGCAAGCCGAGCACCAUCAGCCGCCCAUCGACUACAACACGCAGGUAACAUGGAUGCUGGCUCAGAGACAGCAGGAGGAAGCAGCCAGGCAGCAGCAGGAGAGGGCAGCUAUGAACUACGUGAAGCUGAGAACCAACUUGCAGCACGCCAUCCGACGUGGCACUAGUCUCAUGGAGGACGAUGAAGAGCCCAUUGUCGAAGAUGUGAUGAUGUCAUCAGAAGGGCGCAUCGAGGAUCUCAACGAAGGCAUGGACUUUGAUACCAUGGACAUAGACCUACCGCCGUCAAAGAACAGAAGGGAAAGAACAGAGUUAAAGCCAGAUUUCUUUGACCCAGCAUCAAUCAUGGAUGAAUCUGUACUUGGGGUAUCAAUGUUUUAAUACUAGUUCAGCAAAUAACUCCGUGGUAAAGUCAUUUUCUACUGUGGAAGAGGAGAUUUUUAAAUUAAAAAAGUGUAGAUACAGUGAUAUUCUGAACAAGAUUUUUUUCUCUAAGGAGAAUGGUGUGUGCUUACACGAUCCAGUACAUUGAAGGGGCAGUUUUCUUUGCCUGAAAGAAUAAAGGACAAGUAAACGACUUGAGGAUAAGCUAUUGUUGGGAAACCAGUAUUUUAUUUAUACAACGUUUAGUUUGUUUCCAACUCAUAGUAUAAAUAUCACUUAAAAAAUAAUCCUAGCAUCAAAGAGGUGCGUAGUGUAUGCACUUCUGUCAUCUGUUGAACAUACGCAAGCAAUUACGUUUUUUUUUUCUAGAUUAUCCUUGAAAGCAUCAGGUGAAAAUAAAACGGGGCGAUUUGAUUUUUGAGGUUUUGAAAUCUGUGUAAUUAGAUGAAAGAAAGCAUUUUUGAUGUGAUGUUUAAAUUCUGGUCCACAGAAACUUUACUUUGGUUGUGAUAAUCAUGGAAAUAAAUUACGAGUGAUUUUUUUUUAUUCAGAAAUUAUUAUAGAAUAUUAAAAAAAAAAGAAACAACACAUGCCAAGGCUUCCUUGUUACAUAUUCAUGAAAUAUCCAAGAAUCAUAAACUGCCAGAGAGCACUGAUAUUUCAGCUUACCUAUCUCUAACCCUAAGAGUUUGCUUGUCCUUUAAGAAAAGCAAAUGUAAUAUUGUGAGAUUCCUUCCAGUAGUGCCACUGUAUUUUGUCUCCAAAUAAGCUUAUUGUAGUAUGUUUGCAGAAAAAAAAAAUUCUAAACAAAAAUAUACAGCUUAUUAGAGUGUGGGAAUAGGGGUCUAAAUUUUAAAUAAAAAGUAUAAAUAUAUAUAUAUAUAUAAAAAAUUGGUGCUGAUUUUAUAAUUGCGCAGUUUUAGUUUUUUCUUACUUUUAAAUUCCAACUUAAAAAAUUAUGAGGUUUCAGAAAUAUAUUGAAAGUUUAACAAUGUUUAAAAAAUAGAUUUAAGCAUGAGAAUUUCAUGCUUUAAAAUGAUUUUUAAAUUUGUAUUUUAUAUUGUUUUAUCUAUCUCUGUCUUUGCAAGCAGUCUUCAGGUUAAUGAUACUUCUAACAGGUUACAGGACAUUUCUUCUGUAUGUAAAUUGAAUUGGGUAAUAGAACUUCAUCAGUACCCCAUAAUAUUCUUUGAAAGCUAAGCUUUAAAUGAAUUUCAUUGCUUCUUUUUCACAAUUAAAUUAAAAAUAAAAAUUAAAACCCAUGGAUUUAUGUCAUUUCAACGUAAUUCAUUUUGCCAUCCUUAGGCAGCUAGACAACAUUUAAAGGAAAUAUUAACUUAUAACACAAAUGUAUAUUUUUGUCAGUUGUCUCUCAGUUCUUGAGGUAUAUUAUUUCUAAUCAUUCCAUGCGCCUUAAUAUGCUUGCAAUAUGAUAAUUUCCUCAAAUAAGCAAAUAGAAGAACCUCUUAGACAAAAGGAAAAAAAAAUUAAUCAAAGCUUGGGCUGUGGUAGCCAUAAACCAUAGAUUCUCUAAAGGAUCCCGAUAACAUAAUUAUUUUGAAAAUCAUGACGUAAUACACAGAGCCAGUUUUGCAUAACUCCAUUUUGCAUAAAUAUUCACAUGUCUAAAAUACUGCCUAUAUUUCUUUUCUUUUUUUCCUCUCCUCCUUUACACCACUGCGUUUAAAUAGAACUGCUGAGAGGACUGUAUAUAUGAUUUUGUUGAUUUUUUUUCUCUUACUCUUGAAGGAGUGUUUCUUUGUGAAAGCAGUUCUUACAGCUUUAUGUUUUCAGACUAAAAAUGUUUUAUAUAUUUACCUUUAACCUGUUGUCCUCCACAUUCUAUCGUCCUAAUUGUACUGUUUUCUGAUUUGUAUUUAUGUCUUGAGACAAGUAACUUUUUGAAUAAAAAUAAACCUACAGUAUGUUGUAAGUUUGAUCUUUUUGAAUCAAAGGUAGAGGAAGAAAAUAAAAGUGUGAAUGGUAUAAAAAAAUGUUAUGUUUAUAAGAAUUAAAGCUUUUUCCAUG
Messenger RNA from Protobothrops mucrosquamatus (brown spotted pit viper), 4092 nucleotides. RefSeq names its product cohesin subunit SA-2. The transcript is spliced from 17 exons. The record is from RefSeq and is a predicted model, not a curated record. The annotation marks the transcript as partial. Gene Ontology annotation, cellular component: nucleus; cohesin complex; chromatin. Gene Ontology annotation, biological process: sister chromatid cohesion. NCBI's taxonomy places the organism in Eukaryota, Metazoa, Chordata, Lepidosauria, Squamata, Viperidae. Gene Ontology annotation, molecular function: chromatin binding.